Messenger RNA from Momordica charantia (bitter melon), 1165 nucleotides. RefSeq names its product AT-hook motif nuclear-localized protein 23-like. The record is from RefSeq and is a predicted model, not a curated record. Gene Ontology annotation, molecular function: minor groove of adenine-thymine-rich DNA binding; DNA-binding transcription factor activity. NCBI's taxonomy places the organism in Eukaryota, Viridiplantae, Streptophyta, Magnoliopsida, Cucurbitales, Cucurbitaceae. Gene Ontology annotation, cellular component: nucleus.
UCUCUCCCCUUUCCCUUCUUCCUCCCGUUUCCCAUUCGUUCUAGGGUUUUUUGUUUUUAUAAAAUUAUAAUUCCACUGUGUCGAUUAAAAGAUUUAUAUCUCUUUUAUUAUUUUCCCUAAUUAUUAUUAUUCUUAUUUGUUGUUGAUGGCGGGCUUAGACUUGGGUUCUGCUUCCCACUUCGUCCACCAGCUGCAGCACCGCCCCGUGGAUCUCCACCUCCGGAGGCCGCCGGACGGAGGCGACGACGGCUCCGACCAGUUCCACGGCGGCGAUAAUGAAGAGCACAUGAGCAACUCCCAGCAACCAAACUCCGGCGGAGAAAUCGUGGGGCGGCGGCCGAGGGGCCGCCCGCCCGGUUCGAAAAACAAGCAGAAACCGCCGGUGAUCAUCACCAGAGAAAGCGCCAACACGUUGCGGGCCCACAUCUUGGAAGUCAACUCCGGCUGCGAUAUCUUUGACUCCGUCGCCACGUACGCCCGUAAGCGCCAGCGGGGGAUCUGUGUUUUGAGCGGCUCCGGCGCCGUCACCAACGUCACCCUCCGCCAACCCGCCUCCGCCGGAGCUGUCCUCACCCUCCAUGGCAGGUAUGAGAUAUUGUCCUUGUCGGGGUCGUUCUUACCGCCGCCGGCUCCGCCGGGCGCCACGAGUUUGACAAUCUUUCUGGCCGGAGGGCAAGGGCAGAUCGUCGGAGGGAAUGUCGUCGGCUCUUUGAUUGCUUCCGGACCGGUGAUCGUCAUCGCUUCAUCGUUCACCAACGUCGCCUACGAGAGGCUGCCGUUGGACGAGGAAGAGCCGUCCAACGGCGGAGGUGGCUGCGGAGGGAGCCUCAGCAACCCAUUUCCCGACCCGUCGGCCGCCGGUUUGCCGUUCUUCAAUCUGCCGAUGAAUAUGACGGCAAAUCAAAGUCAGCUGCCGGUGGACGGAUGGGGAGAAGGAAACUCCGGCGGGAGAGCAUCUUAUUGAGCUUCAAGAUUGGAAAAAGAGAAAAAAAAAAAGGUUAGAGAAAUUAAUAAUAAUUGUUUAGAUUAGUCAUAAUUUAAUUGUCUUCAAACUUUGGUACAAAAAACCCAACUUUUUCUUCUUCUUCUUCUUCUUCUUCUUCUUUUUUUUCUUUUUAAUGUUUGUAACUUUUAUUUAUUUUAUGAUUCCUAAGAGUGCUUUUGA